CUGCUAGGUCUGCCUCGCAGGAUGCCCCUGCAGGUGAGGGAUUACAGUUGGCAGCAGACGAAGACUGCGGUCUUUAUCUCUGUGCCCCUCCGAGGUGUCUGCAUUAGAGAUGCUGACGUGUUCUGCACGGAAAACUAUCUGAAGGUCAACUUUGCUCCAUUUUUAUUUGAGGUGUUUCUCUAUGCUCCCAUAGACGACGAGAGUAGCAAAGCCAAGAUUGGAAAUGACACUAUUGUUUUCACCUUACAUAAAAAAGAAGAGGUCAUGUGGGAGACCCUUUCUGUGUCAGGUGUUGACAAAGAGAUGAUGCAAAAGAUAAGGGAGAAAUCUGUUUUACAAGCACAAGAAAAAGCAAAAGAAGCUAUAGAAGCAAAAGCUGCAGCAAGGCGGGAAGAUCAAAAAUAUGCACUAAAUGUCAUGAUGAAGAUUGAAGAAGAGGAGAGGAAAAAAAUAGAACGUAUGAAAGAAAAUGAACGGAUAAAAGCAACUAAAGAAUUGGAAGCAUGGAAAACACAUCAAAGAAAAGCUGAAGAACAUAAAAGAAUUCAGAGAGAAGAGAAGUUACAUCAACAAGAAAAGCAAAUUGAAGAACAGAGGAAAAAAUUAAAACAUAAAAGUCUCACUGGAAAUUCAACAGCCAGAAAUACUCCCACAAAAGGGAGAAACUCAGAAAAUAUAUUUUCUGAGAAGUUAAAGGAAGACAGUAUUCCUGCUCCUCGCUCUGUGGGCAGUAUUAAAAUCAACUUUACCCCUCGAGCAUUCCCAACCGCUCUCCGGGAAUCACAAGUAGCAGAAGAAGAGGAGUGGCUGCACAAACAAGCAGAGGCCCGAAGAGCAAUGAAUACUGAUAUUCCUGAACUUAGGGAUUUAAAAGAAGAAGAAAAGAACCCAGAAUGGUUGAAGGAUAAAGGAAACAAGUUGUUUGCAACAGAAAACUAUUUGGCAGCUAUCAAUGCAUACAACUUAGCCAUAAGACUGAAUAAUAAGAUUCCACUGUUGUAUCUGAAUCGAGCUGCUUGCCAUCUAAAAUUAAAAAACUUACACAAGGCCAUUGAAGAUUCUUCUAAGGCACUAGAAUUAUUGACACCACCUGUUGCAGACAAUGCUAGUGCAAGAAUAAAGGCACACGUACGACGUGGAACCGCAUUCUGUCAACUAGAAUUGUAUAUAGAAGGCCUACAGGAUUAUGAAGCUGCACUUAAGAUUGAUCCAUCCAACAAAGUUGUACAAAAUGAUGCUGAGAAGAUUCGGAAUAUAAUUCAAGGAACAGAACUAAAAUCUUAAUGACUACUAGAAGCAGCUAGGUAUUGUAGUGAGUAUUUACGUUUUAAGCUUUUCAAAAACAACUGGAAGUAUUGGGAAUCUUUGUACAUAUUAUGGCUGAUUGUGCAGAAUCACUUUAUGUUAGUGCACUAGUUCUGUAGAGGGAAAAUAUAAAUCUAUAGAAAAUUAUAUGCUUG
Molecule: messenger RNA, 1460 nt
Organism: Artibeus jamaicensis (Jamaican fruit-eating bat)
Lineage: Eukaryota; Metazoa; Chordata; Mammalia; Chiroptera; Phyllostomidae
Gene: DNAAF4
Product: dynein axonemal assembly factor 4
Exons: 9
Coding region: 22-1284 (420 amino acids)
Biological process (GO): inner dynein arm assembly; cilium movement; heart development
Molecular function (GO): nuclear estrogen receptor binding
Source: RefSeq, a predicted model, not a curated record